CAGAAGGGAAGCGGCGGCGGCUGCAGGAAGGGCGCGAGCCGUGGCUACGCGGCCGGUGUCCCUUCGGUGGUCUGUCCGACAGCCUCCGGCCCCCUGACGGAGGACGCGGCCCCGAGCUGCCCCCGAAGCCCUGGCCGCUGGCGGGGGAGAUCUGGCGUCUCAGCCCGCAGGACUGGCUCGAGGCGAGAUGUAGGGCGCUGGGCGCGGAGGCCGCGGGCGCGGCAGGGGGAGCGCGGAGGGCGCGCCGAGGAUGGAGAGAGCGAUGGAGCAGCUCAACCGCUUGACGCGCUCUCUGCGCCGCGCGCGCACCGUGGAGCUGCCAGACGAUAAUGAAACUGCUGUUUAUACAUUAAUGCCUAUGGUUAUGGCUGAUCAACACAGGUCUGUUUCUGAACUACUAUCAAAUUCAAAGUUUGAUGUCAAUUACGCAUUUGGACGUGUGAAAAGAAGCUUGCUUCACAUCGCAGCAAAUUGUGGAUCAGUGGAAUGCUUGGUUCUGCUUUUAAAGAAAGGAGCAAAUCCUAACUAUCAAGAUAUUUCAGGCUGUACACCCCUUCAUUUGGCAGCUAGAAAUGGGCAGAAGAAAUGCAUGAGUAAAUUAUUAGAAUACUGUGCUGAUGUCAACAUUUGUAAUAAUGAAGGCCUUACAGCAACAGUCCAGUGCUUGCUAGACAGUGGUGCUGAUAUUAACAGGCCAAAUGUAUCAGGAGCUACUCCAUUGUACUUUGCUUGCAGUCAUGGUCAGAGAGAUACAGCACAGAUUCUUUUAUUACGAGGAGCCAAAUACCUGCCAGAUAAAAAUGGAGUAACUCCUCUGGAUUUAUGUGUACAGGGUGGUUAUGGAGAGACGUGUGAAGUAUUAAUUCAGUAUCACCCUAGGCUUUUCCAGACAAUUAUUCAAAUGACACAGAAUGAAGAUCUCCGAGAAAACAUGUUACGGCAGGUUCUGGAACAUUUGUCUCAGCAAAGUGAAAGCCAGUAUUUAAAGAUUCUAACAAGCCUUGCUGAAGUUGCCACAACAAAUGGUCAUAAAUUGCUUAGCAUAUCUAGUAAUUAUGAUGCUCAAAUGAAGAGCCUUUUAAGGAUCGUGAGGAUAUUUUGUCAUGUCUUUCGAAUUGGUCCAUCCUCUCCCAGUAAUGGAAUCGAUAUGGGCUACAAUGGGAAUAAAACUCCAAGAAGCCAGGUUUUUAAGCCUCUUGAAUUGCUUUGGCACUCUUUAGAUGAAUGGCUAGUUUUAAUAGCUACAGAACUGAUGAAAAACAAAAAGGACUCAACGGAUAUCACUUCUAUUUUACUGAAACAAAAAGGCCAAGAUCAAGAUGGUACUUCCAUUCCUUCAUUUGAACCUCCAGGACCUGGGAGCUAUGAAAAUCUAUCCACUGGCACAGGGGAAUCUAAACCAGAUGCUCUUGGAGGGAAACAGGAAACCAGUGCAGACUGUCAGGAUGUUAUUUCUAUGACAGCUAACCGGCUAAGUGCUGUCAUUCAAGCUUUUUACAUGUGCUGUUCUUGUCAGAUGCCUCCAGGAAUGACUUCACCUCGGUUCAUUGAAUUUGUCUGCAAACAUGAUGAAGUUUUAAAAUGUUUUGUUAAUAGAAAUCCCAAGAUUAUAUUUGACCACUUUCACUUCCUCCUUGAAUGUCCUGAAUUGAUGUCAAGAUUUAUGCAUAUCAUAAAAGCACAGCCAUUUAAAGAUCGCUGUGAGUGGUUCUAUGAACAUUUGCAUUCAGGACAGCCAGACUCAGACAUGGUGCACCGGCCAGUGAAUGAAAAUGAUAUCCUGCUGGUCCAUAGAGAUUCUAUUUUUAGGAGUAGCUGUGAAGUUGUGUCAAAAGCAAAUUGUGCAAAGCUAAAGCAAGGAAUUGCUGUACGGUUCCAUGGAGAAGAAGGCAUGGGUCAAGGUGUUGUGCGUGAGUGGUUUGAUAUUCUAUCUAAUGAGAUAGUCAAUCCCGAUUAUGCAUUGUUUACCCAAUCAGCUGAUGGAACAACUUUUCAACCUAAUAGCAACUCCUAUGUAAAUCCUGAUCAUUUGAACUAUUUCCGGUUUGCUGGACAGAUCUUGGGAUUAGCUUUGAACCAUAGGCAGCUGGUUAACAUUUACUUCACGAGAUCAUUCUACAAGCACAUUCUUGGUAUUCCUGUGAAUUACCAAGAUGUGGCAUCCAUUGAUCCAGAGUAUGCCAAAAAUUUGCAGUGGAUUUUAGAUAAUGAUAUUAGUGAUCUGGGUCUAGAACUGACUUUUUCUGUUGAGACUGAUGUGUUUGGAGCAAUGGAAGAGGUGCCUUUGAAACCUGGGGGUGGAAGUAUUCUUGUUACACAAAAUAACAAAGCGGAGUAUGUCCAGCUUGUCACUGAACUUCGAAUGACCAGAGCCAUCCAGCCUCAGAUCAAUGCUUUUUUACAGGGCUUUCAUAUGUUCAUUCCACCUUCCCUCAUACAGCUUUUUGAUGAAUAUGAAUUGGAGCUCCUGCUGUCUGGCAUGCCAGAAAUUGAUGUGAGUGACUGGAUAAAAAAUACAGAAUACACAAGUGGCUAUGAAAGAGAAGAUCCAGUUAUUCAGUGGUUCUGGGAAGUUGUGGAAGAUAUUACACCGGAGGAGAGAGUUCUUCUCUUGCAGUUUGUUACUGGCAGUUCCAGGGUCCCACAUGGAGGAUUUGCUAAUAUCAUGGGUGGAAGUGGAUUGCAGAACUUUACAAUUGCUGCUGUGCCAUAUACUCCAAAUCUUCUACCGACCUCGAGCACGUGCAUCAACAUGCUCAAGUUACCUGAAUAUCCAAGUAAGGAAAUACUCAAGGACAGGCUUCUUGUGGCUCUGCAUUGUGGCAGCUAUGGUUACACAAUGGCAUAAUGAAGUCUGGAAAACUCACCUGACUGCUGAUGUGCAAUUCAGAGUGGCAGAAGUAAUUUAGGAAACUGUCAACAGAAAAGCAGCCUAAAUGCAGCCCAUAGGCAGGGCUGAUGUUUAAAAUUCAUAAAGGAUCAAGUUUUCUUUUGUCCUCUGCUUUCUUUUCCCUGUUAUGUUUUCUCAGGUCGUGAUACAGUUGGAAAUAUAAAAUCACAGUAGUCUUCAUUUAAAAAAUGCUAAUUGAAAGUAGUAGAAACUGUCCUUUUUUCAUGUCUUUAAUCUAAUCCAAGAUUGUGUUAAGGCAAAAUAUUCUACAUUCCACAUCUGCUGCAUAACUCUUUUGUUUAAAACCUGCUGUCUCUUUACUUUCCUGUGUAGUAAAUUAUAUUAGGGCAUCCAGCCUGGUAUGUCUUAUUGCAUGUAAAGUGCCAUUUAUAUUUUGGAAAACUGCUGUAUAGAAUGGAUUAAUUUACAUUGUGUAUAAAGCCACAAAUAUGUAUUUUCCCAUAUUGAAUCUAUAUUGCAAUGAUGUUUUUUAGCUUUUAAAUAUUUUAAUAUGUAAAGUUCAGACUGAUGUGACUAAUAAACAGCUGAUGAAAUGAUGUCUGAUUUAUAUAUUAAAACUUAUGCUAUAUUGUAUGUAUUAUUUACAUCUUUCAGUGGUCACUUUUUCAUAUACAUAUAUUGUCUCAAGGUUUUUCUUAUGUCUUAUUUUAAUUUAUAUUUUAGAUAAAAUUAAAAUAUGAUAUUUUACCAUA
This is a messenger RNA of Sus scrofa (pig), 3603 nucleotides long. It is a transcript of the gene HACE1, whose product is annotated as HECT domain and ankyrin repeat containing E3 ubiquitin protein ligase 1. Gene Ontology annotation, molecular function: ubiquitin protein ligase activity; protein binding. The record is from RefSeq and is a predicted model, not a curated record. Gene Ontology annotation, cellular component: nucleus; Golgi membrane; cytoplasm. NCBI's taxonomy places the organism in Eukaryota, Metazoa, Chordata, Mammalia, Artiodactyla, Suidae. Gene Ontology annotation, biological process: membrane fusion; ubiquitin-dependent protein catabolic process; protein polyubiquitination.